Thunnus maccoyii (southern bluefin tuna) is the source of this 3110-nucleotide messenger RNA. Its product is annotated as zinc finger protein ubi-d4-like. The record is from RefSeq and is a predicted model, not a curated record. The coding region runs from base 75 to 1298 and encodes 407 amino acids. The transcript is spliced from 11 exons. Gene Ontology annotation, biological process: nervous system development. Lineage: Eukaryota; Metazoa; Chordata; Actinopteri; Scombriformes; Scombridae. Gene Ontology annotation, cellular component: nBAF complex.
CGCGGGAGGCAGUAACGGCCACUAACGGCUCUGCGCAGGCGCAGUGGCACUUCACACAACCGCAACAAGCAAACAUGGCGGCGGCCGUCGACAGUGUUGUGAAAGUGCUGGGCGAGCAGUAUUACAGAGAUGCCAUGGAGCAGUGUCAUAGUUACAACGCUCGUCUGUGUGCCGAGCGCAGCAUCCUCAUGCCCUUCCUGGACUCUCAGACUGGUGUGGCCCAGUCCAACUGUUACAUCUGGAUGGAGAAGAGACACCGGAGCGCAGGUGUAGCUCCAGGGCAGCUGUACACCUACCCAGCCCGUCGCUGGAGGAAGAAACGGCGUUCUCAUCCCCCCGAGGACCCCCGCUUGGCUUUCCCUUCUCUCAAAGCAGCAGAUUUGGAUUUGGGUCUGAAGCGUGAUGCUUUGGGGGCGGUGGAUGGCAGCAGUCUGGAGGCCCUGCUGAAGGGGGAGCCCCUUGAUAGGAGGAGUGGAGUAACGGACCUCCGCGGCCCUGAGGAUGAUGCAGCCACUGUGGAGCCUCCUGCCACCUCUACGACCACUCACACGUCCUCUGGGCGUAUCCGCAAGAGAGUCCUGGACCACGACGACUACUUGGAUGACCUUGACGAUGAAGACUUUGAGGACGAGACCCCCAAGAGGCGAGGCAAGAGCAAGUCCAAGGGUCGCAGUGACAAAAAUGGCAAGAAGAAAACGGAGGCUGCAGCCGCAGCGCUUGAGGAGAGGGACAAACCUUACGCCUGCGACAUCUGUGGGAAGCGCUACAAGAACCGUCCUGGCCUGAGCUACCACUAUACACACUCUCACCUGGCCGAGGAGGAGGGCGAGGACCGCGAGGAGAUCGAGGCACCACCCACUCCUCGCCAGCCUGAGGAGCAGAAGACAACUAAGAAGGGUCCAAACGGACUGGCGCUGCCCAACGAUUACUGCGACUUCUGUCUGGGAGACUCCACCUUAAACCAGAAGACCGGCCAAUCAGAAGAGCUGGUAUCCUGCUCAGACUGUGGACGCUCAGGCCACCCAACAUGCCUGCAGUUCACACCUGUGAUGAUGGCUGCAGUGAAGACCUACCGCUGGCAGUGCAUUGAGUGCAAGUGCUGCAACGUCUGCGGCACCUCAGAGAAUGAUGACCAGCUGCUGUUCUGUGACGACUGCGACCGAGGCUACCACAUGUACUGUCUAACUCCCCCCAUGACUGAACCCCCAGAGGGGAGCUGGAGUUGCCACCUGUGCCUGGUUCUGCUGAAGGAUAAAGCCUCCAUAUACCAGCAGAACCAGAGCUCCACCCCAGAGUGACAUCACAUCCACCACCACCACCCCCCCAGUCCCGCCCCCUCUGCAACGGGACCCCACCCCCGAGCAAAAACGUCAGACCUCCUCUCUCAGGACAGAGUUUCAGGCUCUGUCCAGCUGUAGCUGAGCCAGACUGCAGAUCGGCUUCACAAGUGUCGACCGGGGGGACUCAAAACCAAAACAGACCUCAGACCAGUCAGCGUGGGGAUCAAACCGUCACUACCAACCUGCCUGCAAAGCCCCCCGAGGCUUGCUGUCCAACAAGUAAAUAUUGUGCGUGUAUAUACAGUGUAGACACACACACACACACACACACAAACACACACACACACGCACACACUCUCUCUCCUGGACUGUUACACACACUAGAUACAGAGACAAGAGAGCAUGCAGUAACCAUAGUAACUGCUGUCUCCAUGGGAGCUCCCAGGAGCAAACGGAUUAGCAUCACAGCUAAUUAUCUGCACCCUUUCACACUCAAAGACACAGUGUGGACUGUGGAGACCACAGUUUGUUUGUUUUUUUUUUCUGCCAAAUUAUCUAUUUUUACUCCCUGGAUGUGGGGAACAGAAAACAUCACCACAUACUGUAUAUGUAUUUUCAAAAUGAAUCCUGUUGUCAAGGAGUAUUAUUAUUAUUAUUAUUAUUAUUAUUGAUAGUACUGUUCUGGUUACUAGUGGACUUUUGUAGUGACAUUUGUCUGUGUACUUUUGUCUCAUCCAUCGGAGCAUUUAUCUGUUCGAUGAGGUUUCCCUUAAGGGGAGCCGGUCAGUGCCAAGGUCCAUCGUCACAGGAAAUGACACACGACAACGACCAGUCACUCUGCUCCACGCAGAGCUUUUCAUCGUCACUUAAACCAGCUUUGUUUCAUUCCACAUCAAAGAUGGUCAAAACUGAGUCUUAAGUUCCUGCCAACAAAAAAACAACAACUUUUGGCUUCGACUCGUUAAGCUGGUAGCACAAAAUCUUUGGCCUUGCUACUUUAACCAUCUUUUAAUUGCUGAUUCCGUUAUUUAACGAAACACUACAACACUGAGCAUACACUGUAAGUCGGUUGAGCUCAUGAGACUAAAACAUUCAUCACAUUUUCUACAUUAUUUCCUCAUCCGACAGAGCUACAUUGUCUUAUAUGGGAAAAACAAGAUUUUUUUUUUUGAGAAGUUAGAUAAUGCUGUUCUUAUCGGGGGAAACUGAUACUGGUUCCAUAUUUUAGCCUGCUGUGUGUUCAAUAUAUGAAAGUUGUAACCAUGAAGGCGCAUUCCUUUUUCUCAGAGAUGUCUUUUGUGCUAGCGUUUUUAGAAACCAGUUUGGCAGCGACGUCAACCUUCAAACGAGUCAUUUCUUAAACAGCCGCUGUCAAACUGAUCACACACACACACACAGUCGAUGACAAACUGUAGCUGCUUUUAUCAUUCGUCACACUGAGGCAGAUUUGCAUGCAGAUUGCACCUGUAUGAAUGCACACACACAUCAGUUGGUUUUUUUUUUGGUUGUUUUUUUUUUUUUUUUACAUUUUAUAUAACCUGUUAUGUCAUUGGUAUUGGGAGUUUUUUCUAGUAGAAUUUUGUAAAGUCUAUGGUAUAGCAAACACUUCAAGUAUAUAGCUCCUAAUGCAUUCUAUGUACUGUAUUGACUUUUUCUAUUUUUGUUAUGACUGUGACAUGUUUGAAUUUAUUUGAUUAUUCUGAUAUGUCCGACCUCCAUUAUGAGUAUUUGUAAAAUGAUGUACUUUGUUGUACUAUUUUUAUUUUUUACAUUUCUUUGGUAAUGAAGCCGAUUUAGCCUGACUGAAAUAAAAAUCACUUUGAAUUUGAA